AUGACAAAUACGCCUUCGUCUCGACUGUCCUUGCUGGAGCCUAAUCCGGGUGUCAGUCGCAUCAGGCCCUACGUUCAGGGCAAAAGCGCCAUCAACGGUGUAGCCGAUCCGGUCAAAUUAUCGUCAAACGAGUCAUCUCACGGCCCAAGUCCCAAGGCUGUGGCGGCGUUCGAAGACACUGCCAGUAUUCUGAAUCGGUAUGCAGAUGGCAGUCAAAGUAAGCUUCGCACUGCCAUUGCACAGGUCCACGAUCUGGACCCUGAUCGUGUUGUGUGCGGCAAUGGCUCUGAUGAGAUCAUCCAAUUGAUGGUCAGAGCCUACGUCAGAGAAGGCGACGAGGCACUGCUCAGCGAAAAUGGCUUUGUGAUGGCCAAUAUUCACUGUAUGGCACAGGGCGCUGAUCUGGUUUUCGCAGCAGAGUCGAACUAUCGGGUGAGCGUGGACAAUAUGCUGGAGGCAGUGACUCCUAAGACCCGUUUUUGCACCAUCGCCAACCCUAACAAUCCGACUGGCACUUACCUGAGUGGUGCAGAUUUGAGAAGACUGCGUGAGGGUUUACCGGAGCGCUGCCUGCUGUUAAUCGACAAUGCUUAUGCCGAGUACGUUGAGGCCGAGGAUUUUGAAGACGGCACAGCGCUGGUGAACGACUACAGCAACGUUGUAAUGAGUCGAACGUUUUCAAAAAUAUACGGGUUGCCGGCAUUACGCAUUGGCUGGGCCUAUUGUGCGUCUAGCGUAAUCGACCACGUGAACCGUAUCCGUACGCCCUUCAACACCAACGGGCCUGCGAUGUCGGCUGCCACCGCCGCAGUUCUGGAUCAGCAGCACGUGGCGACGAUUAAAGCGCAUAACCUAAAGGCCCUGAGCGAAAUUGCUGCUGAAUUGACCGCCACCGGCAUUGAGGUAAUUCCCAGCGUUGCCAACUUUUACCUUCUUCGUUUCCCCAGCGAAACGAGAAAAAACGGCACCGGCGCCGACCAGUUUCUACAGGCUCGUGGCAUUAUCCCCAGGCCAGCGGGCGGGUCGGAUGAAUUCCUUCGAAUUACCGUGGGACUAGACGAGGAAAACGCGGCGGUGAUCUCAGCCCUGAAAGCCUAUAUGGCCUCAUGA
Nerophis lumbriciformis (worm pipefish) is the source of this 1110-nucleotide messenger RNA. Lineage: Eukaryota; Metazoa; Chordata; Actinopteri; Syngnathiformes; Syngnathidae. The record is from RefSeq and is a predicted model, not a curated record.